UCCUCGCAGCGCUGACGCUCCAAUCUUCUCCUCCUUCCCCCACUCCGGCUCAGCGGCGCUCAGGCUCGGGCCCUCAGCGACGGAGGGGCAGUCCCAGGCUCGGCGGCGGCGUCAGCGGCUCCCCCUCCCGCCUCGCGCUCGCGCGCUCGCCUCCGUCCUCCGCGCACCGGCCGGCGACCCCGCCUAAGGUCAUGGCAGAGGUGAUAGAUCUAACGGGAGAUGGAGGUGUUCUUAAGACAGUAGUCCGGAAAGCAAAAGACGAUGCUAUAGCGCCGUCUGAGAGCCUGCCUUUAGUUGAUGUUCAUUAUGAAGGUACACUUGCUGAGACUGGUGAAGUUUUUGAUACCACCCAUGAAGACAACUCUAUUUUCUCAUUUGAAAUUGGACAAGGGGCUGUCAUCAAGGCAUGGGAUAUAGCCUUAAGAACUAUGAAGGUUGGCGAGGUUGCAAAAAUUACAUGCAAGUCAGAAUAUGCAUACGGAGCUGCAGGCUCACCACCAGAGAUACCUCCUAAUGCAACCCUUAUUUUUGAGGUGGAGCUAUUAGCUUGCAGGCCGAGGAAAGGUUCAAGUGUGGGGAGUGCAUCUGAUGAGAAAGCCAGACUUGAGGAACUUAAGAAGCAACGAGAGCUAGCUGCUGCUACCAAAGAAGAAGAGAAAAAGAAGAGGGAGGAAGCAAAAGCCGCUGCAGCAGCCCGGGUACAAGCAAAGCUUGAUGCGAAGAAGGGGAAGGGAAAAGGAAAGGGAAAAUAGAUUACAACGCUGCUGCUGACUAUUGUAUAACCUAGAAAAUAAUUGUGGGAGCAUCCUCAAACUGCACGUCACUUGCUGGUACUAUGCUUGAUGUUGUACCCUUGCUCCUGCCUGGCAUGUAUCGAAAAGAGCGAAGUAUGAAUAAUAUUUGGUGUCUACGUGGAUCACGAAUCGUAUGGUAUGCAUUACAUAUUGGCGUGGCUGCUGAUAUGGGAUAGCAUGUCUGAUUUGAGAUGACAUGUUGGUCAGUUCGUGUUC
Molecule: messenger RNA, 1010 nt
Organism: Sorghum bicolor (sorghum)
Lineage: Eukaryota; Viridiplantae; Streptophyta; Magnoliopsida; Poales; Poaceae
Product: peptidyl-prolyl cis-trans isomerase FKBP20-1
Exons: 6
Coding region: 192-752 (186 amino acids)
Biological process (GO): protein peptidyl-prolyl isomerization
Cellular component (GO): cytoplasm
Molecular function (GO): peptidyl-prolyl cis-trans isomerase activity
Source: RefSeq, a predicted model, not a curated record